Perognathus longimembris pacificus (Pacific pocket mouse) is the source of this 2094-nucleotide messenger RNA. It is a transcript of the gene Asrgl1, whose product is annotated as asparaginase and isoaspartyl peptidase 1. Gene Ontology annotation, molecular function: asparaginase activity. NCBI's taxonomy places the organism in Eukaryota, Metazoa, Chordata, Mammalia, Rodentia, Heteromyidae. Bases 260 to 1189 code for a protein of 309 amino acids. The transcript has 6 exons. The record is from RefSeq and is a predicted model, not a curated record.
GGCCCGGGAUCGUCCUGGGCGACGGGAGCGCGGUGCUGGCACCCAGCCCGUCCCUCCCCGACCCGGGCUCCGGAAUUGGCCUGAGACUGUGUACCCAGCCAGCCGUGCGCGCGGAGCCCGGCGGCCGAGGCCUGCGCUCCCUGCCCCCGGCCCGCGGCCCCCAUCGCCGGCGGGGACCCCGUGGGGCCUCCCGGGCCCGGCCCGGCCAGGGCUGACUGGACUUGACGCCGCCUCCCCUCGGUGCCCAGGCCCCGUCAAGAUGAAACCUGUGGUCGUGGUCCACGGCGGCGGAGCCAGCAACUUCUCCGCGGAGCGCAAGGAACGGGUGCGCCAGGGCAUCAUGCGAGCCGCCAAGAUGGGCUACAAGAUCCUCAGGGACGGGGGCAGCGCGGUGGACGCCGUGGAGUGCGCCGUGGCCAUCCUGGAGAACGACCCCGAGUUCAACGCAGGUUGUGGCUCUGUGCUGAACAUAAAUGGUGACAUUGAGAUGGACGCCAGCAUCAUGGACGGGAAGGACCUGUCUUCAGGAGCCGUGUCGGCCGUGCGCUGCAUCGCCAAUCCCGUGAAGCUCGCACGCCUCGUCAUGGACAAGACGCCUCACUGCUUUCUGACUGACCAAGGCGCUGCCAAGUUCGCACAGGACAUGGGAAUCCAGCACAUCCCUGUGGAGGAACUCAUAACAACGAGGAACAAGAAGCACCUGGAAAGAGAGAAGGAGGAGCUGAGAGCCCAGAAGCCCGACUGUGCCAAACACAUGGGGACUGUGGGUGCCGUUGCCAUGGACUGCAGAGGAAACCUGGCCUAUGCCACCUCUACCGGGGGCAUCGUCAACAAGAUGGUUGGCCGAGUCGGAGACUCUCCGUGUAUAGGAUCCGGAGGUUAUGCAGACAAUAACAUUGGAGCCAUUUCAACUACGGGGCACGGGGAAAGCAUCCUGAAGGUGAAUCUGGCCAGACUCGCUCUCUUCCACAUAGAACAAGGGAAGACAGUAGAGCAGGCUGCCGACCUGUCGUUGGAGUACAUGAAGUCACGAGUGAAAGGCUUAGGUGGCCUCAUCAUGAUCAGCAAAACAGGAGAGUGGACGGCCAGGUGGACCUCCACCUCCAUGCCCUGGGCGGCUGCGCAGGAUGGCAAGGUGUACGCCGGCAUCGACCUCAACGAAACCACCAUCACGGACCUGUGCUCCUGAAGGCCCGGCCACAGGGGCUAGCCCGGAGGCGACGCUCAGCUGUGCGGUGUGCAGAUGUAGCUUAAUCAAUUAGAAGUAGACAUGGAAACCUGACGUAUUCUGUCCCUCCUUUUGUCAGUGGCCUCUGUCUGGGUGAGGGCGGGCCUCUAGAGCACAAGAGAAAUCCCAGGUUCCCAUGGAAACCAGGCCUUGCGGGAGCAGUCUCCCUUGUGUACCAGGGACAGUGCCCAGGAGCGCGCAUGCAGGGCAGGGAGGGCCUUCCGGGAUGGGGAGCCGGCCCCCCGGGAAGGCGGGCAGGCCCAGGGCCCAGGCCUCAGGGAUCCACUGCGGCAGAGCCACCGAGGGGGACGGCAAAGUGUCAAAGACCUCCUUGCUGACCACUUGGCAAAGGAAGGUAUAGCUCCGCCCUUCUUGAUUGAGUAAUACAGACAUGUUUCCAGAGCCUUGAAGAGGACCCCCAUGGCUCCCCCAUCCGGAGAGGAGGGGUCCCAAGGGACACUGGAAUUUGCUGACAGUGGAGGGUAUUCCUGAUGGUCAGGGGGUGUCCCCCACAAGGUGGGGAGCUGAGGGCCCCUCAGGGCAAGGCCGGAGGCUGCACAUGACACUGCGGCUCACUGAGGCCGGGGCUGUCCAGAGCUGAGGGUCAGCCCCUCACACACCGAGGGGCGGGUCGCCUGGUCGUCUUGGCAACGCGGGCUCCUUCCUGUCCUUGUCCGGCUGCACUGGGAAUGGUAUUUCUCCUGUGACAGAGCUACUCAGGUGGGGGUGGGUUUGCUUUGGUUUGGUGUUUUGUUGUUUUUUGUUUUUUGUUUUUUAGUGUGUCAGGGCUUACCUUCUCUCUGAAAAGCAAUUGCCUAACCUCAAAUUCCACAUGCCACUAAAUAAAAUGUAUUUUGAAAGAAUAA